CUGAAUAGAGGCGUGGCUCCGCUCCCAGCCCUAGUCAGCUUUAGACGGCUUCUUCCUGCUUGUUGGUGCUUGGGUCAUGCUGCUAAUGGGGGUUCGUACCAAGUGACACCGGGGGUGGGGGACACAGCGAGGCUCUCAGCAACCCCUCGGUACAUUACACAGAACCACAUGAAAUUUCACAGAGUGACAGAACACAAGCUUUUUCCAAUUCAAACUUCAGGACCUCUCCUCCUGUUUCAGAAAUCUCCUGCAAAGCUUGUGGUAUCCGUUUUGCGGCAUGUGCUAGAAAGAACCCCUGCAUGGAUUGCAAGAAUUACUACUGUGCAGCAUGUCUAAUCCAGACAAACAAUGGCCAUUCCCUUUGUCAAGUAUGCAGAAGCAUCCGCUCCACAGCCUUUGACCGAGAUGAGUUGAUGAAGCUAAGAGUAAAAGACUUGCGGGAUUACCUAACUUUAAAAGACAUUCCCAUAGACCUUUGUCGAGAAAAGGAAGAUCUUGUACAGCUUAUUUUGUUUCAUAAACCCCCAGUUUUUAGUGCCGAUGGAACCAAUGUGCCUACUGCUAGUUCUAACCAAAGCACCACAAAUCAAAGAACAGAUUCCAGCUACACACCCGGGCACCCCCCUUACAAUACUUCAGCAGCAAACAGAACUGGUUCAUCCAAUGCCCAGGGCACAGCUGGAGAACAUUUGGUGGAUUCUGAAUCAUCUGACCCAGAGGAGAAUCUGGCACCUGGGAGGAGGGCAUCCCUCUCUGAUCUCACCUGUGUGGAUGACAUUGAAGCCCUUUCCGUGCGUCAGCUAAAAGAGAUCUUGGCCAGAAAUUUUGUUGACUAUAAAGGCUGCUGUGAGAAGUGGGAACUCAUGGAACGUGUUACCCGGUUAUACAAUGAACAAAAGGGUCUUAAGGAGAUGGCUGCUGCUGAAGCAGAAGGCAUUAAUGGUACAACAAGCGAAGAGAAUAUCUGCAAGGUCUGCAUGGACUCCCCUAUCGACUGUGUUCUCUUAGAGUGUGGCCAUAUGGUGACUUGCACCAAGUGUGGCAAGCGCAUGAGUGAAUGCCCUAUCUGUCGACAGUAUGUAGUGAGAGCAGUGCAUGUAUUCCGUUCCUGACUCCCUUAACUGCCUGGAUUACUAUUCUGCUUGGAACAGAAGGCAGCUUCAGCUAUACUUUUCCUUCAGGUAUAGUGCUGUAUCAGUGUCCAGCUGCCUGGAUAAAGAGAUUAUGGAGGACUGCCUUUUCCCCUUGCAACAUGUACAACAUUAAUGUGGAAUUUUUACUUUACAUUUAGACAUCUUUUGCACUUCUUUUCAAAAGUUCAUUUUGGGAACUUUUUACUCUUGUGAAUGUUCUGUAACCAGGGAUGCCAAACCUGCACCAAUUUUAAUAUCUGAUUCAGCAAGCAGUAAUUUACACCAGGUGUAGAGCUGUCACAUCCCUGAACAAAGGGAAAUCAUAUCCACACAUAGGCUUGAGCGUUUAUCUUCUGUGAAAUAACGGAGUUUCAGAUAGACAGGGUAAGUACAGGGUAAACAUCUGAUUUGUUUGGUAUUUGUCAAAUAUUUAAAUUUAAGAUUAUGGUAUGAUAAUGACCCAAGCAAAUCAUACAACCAUUCAGGUGACAAUGGCCUAUAUAUUUUUCAAAUAUACUUUUUAAAGUCUAAUUGGUGCCUUUCCCUGUUGCCUUAACCUCUAUCAUAAAUGAAGAGCUUUUAAGGAGAAAUCUGAGAGAAAGAAAUUGUUUUGUACUUUGAAAUUUAAUAUUUUGAUACAGCAUUUAGCAGUGACAUUUUUUUAGCGUUUUGUCUUUCCAUUUUAAAAGCUAUUAAGGUUAGGUAACAUAAAUAACCAAAUGGAUAAAGGUAAUAUGUUUAUACUGGAAGGACUGGUAAUUGUUCUUAAUACAAACUGUUAUUUUUAUUUUGUAUUUGCACUGCAAAAUUAUUUUCUUAUUGAGGACAAAAAUAUCACUGGAACAAAUGUGUCUAAAUCCUUAUUAAGGUGUUAUAAUUUUCUGAGCUUUUGUGUCCACAGCACUAUUAAAUUAAGGUGCAAUAAGGCUGCUUGUCAGUUCAUGGGAAACCAAAAAAUGAAGUUAAUAAAUCCAUCAGAGACUGGAGUACCAACCAACGUUGGACCAUUACUUUUAUUUUUCAGGGUAGGCACUGAGACCUACUCAUGAGGUACCAUUAUAGCAUUAUAGUUAAUGGUGCCCUUAUUAUGGCUUCUCUGUUUAGUCUGAGACAUGCUGGCAUAGUGUCAGUUUUUUGUUCGUAUUUCUGAAAGCCAGGGGUGUAGAGUGAUGAUAAUCCUUGCACAAGCUGCAGUAUAUAGAAAUUAUGGUUUCCCUGGUUCUCUAAAGACACAUAUUUUGAAGAAUUUAGGGGAAAUGUAAAUUGGGCUAAACAGGGAAGUAAAAAGAAUAAUAGAGCAACAGUUAGUGAUUGUUAACGUUUUUCUCAGGGAACCCAAAGUUUAACAAUCUGCUUUGCAACCUAAACAUUGAUUUAUAACCAUAUAGUCACCCUGUUUUAAUAAUUAUAUUUAACUGUGGGAAAAAAAUCGGUGACUCAUGGAGACCCAAACUGAGAAUCCCUGUUUUAAGAUAUAUGGGCAUCACAACAUUAUUUGCAAACCUUAGUUGGCGUUGCCUUGCUUGUUCUGAUAGAACAUUUAUUGAAUUACCUCCUUAGUCUCAAGCACUUUUGGAGGAAAUGCAUGUUCUGGGAAGCACUUUUUUUUAAUAAUAGUUUUUAUAGCAAAAAAUGUGGUCCUUAAGAUUCUUUUCGAAUGUGAUAAAACUUUUUUAGGUUUGCAUCAGUUUAAAAUCUAUAAAAGCCCAUUUACUGAGCUAUGGUACUUUGGCUGCUGGCUGAAAAUAUCAGUUAUAGAACCAUUCAUAUCUAUAUAUGGAAUUCUUAUAUCAUGCUCAGAUUUAGGCAUAGUAUAAUCUCUGCAUCAACUAGUACAAAUAAAUCAUAUCAAAAAUGGUUUCAGCUAAGGCAGUCUUUUAAUGGGGACAUGAUCUUAUUUUAUUUAAUAUGUUAAAGGAGAAGGAAGGAAAAAAGUGAUUGUAAUUGCUUACCAGGACUGGCUAUUCAUUCAUGCAUGAGGCCAAGGCCCAGUAAUUCUGAGCACAACCUCUGUGUCAUUCAUCCCCUGGAUCUGUUUUAACUUGUUAUAUAGCACAGUACACAGGGCAGAUACUUGAUUUGGGACUCUGAAAGGUAGUAAGGUAGCAAUGUAAAUCUAGAUCAAAGGUGAAGAAGCAUAAGUCAAGCACAGUUCACUGACACAUUGGUUUGCUGUGCCCAUCUGUUCAAAUUGAAGUUGGGGUGAAAGGCAGCAGCACUGGAUCCCUAUUUUCUCGAAUUUUCUCCAGUCUAAAUUUCUGUGUGACCCUAGCCUUAAUGUACCCUCAUGCACCAUAUGGCACAUUUAUUUACAAACAUGUAAAUAAAUUUCACAGUGAUGCUAAACUGAGAAUAUAUUUAUAUUAAAACUUUUAAGUGCCACCAAAGGUAGAAUUUAUGACACCCAAUAAUAGUUGCUCUGCAAUGUAGCCACUGCUAUGGUGUGCCAGGUCAUGCUUCACUAUCCUCUAUUAAUAGACUAAAGAAUUAUUGACAUAUUAUGCCAGUCAGGAAGCCUUUUAUAAUACAGAGUAUAACUUUGAUAGAGCUAUUUCUGUCUAUUGUACACAGAUUAUUAAUUAUAGGUGGAGACGCAGUCAGAGAGCCCUCCUAAUUUUUCAUAGCCUUACGUCUAGAGGCCUUAACAACAAAAUGGGUUAUUUCGCACAUCAUAUUACCACAAGAAGGCUCAGUAACAUUGUCAAAAAUACUGAUGCAAAAUGACAUGAAAACUAUGCUCUAUAACCAUAGUGCACAGAGGCUGGCGGGACUGUUUAUAGUGUAGUAAUUAUAAAUUCAUAAUAAGUGAGACACCAGCUAAGCAUAGGUACCUGUUUUCCUUUACAGUGACAAAUAACAAUGUUCUGCUUACAAAAUGUGUGCUGAGUAUCAUAUCUGCAAAACUUACGCUGUCCACUUAAAUUCUGAACAUGCUGCAAUGUCUGAUACCUUUAUUCUGAAUAUGGUUCACAAGGGGUAUAUGGUAUAUAUAUUUAAUUAAUUCUUAUAUAAAUGAGGACUGUUCAGUACUCUACCAUUCAUAUGUCUCCUAUUCGGGGAACAUGUAUAGAAUGGCUCUUACACAGCACUCAUGGUACCGAUAAUGUAGAGCCAACAAGUUCAUUUGAAGUGCAGAAUCCUCCUUGAGCUACAUUGAGGUGAUACUGUGCUCUCAGCUGCUGUCUGCAAUGGACUGGUUCUGAAAAGGGCUUAACCUGUUAGCUGGACUCAUGGGUACUACAUUUCCUUUGGCCUUUUGUGCCUUUGAUUGUAAAUUAAAGUUUGGCUUGUUAAUAGUCCAAUAAACUUGGGUGCUCUGGGGAUAUUUGUAAUGAAAGAGAAAUGCUUUAUUUUAUUUUGUAAUAAAGCUAUAAUUGAUUUUAA
Messenger RNA from Xenopus tropicalis (tropical clawed frog), 4517 nucleotides. It is a transcript of the gene rffl, whose product is annotated as ring finger and FYVE-like domain containing E3 ubiquitin protein ligase. The record is from RefSeq and is a predicted model, not a curated record. Gene Ontology annotation, molecular function: ubiquitin protein ligase activity. The transcript is spliced from 7 exons. Lineage: Eukaryota; Metazoa; Chordata; Amphibia; Anura; Pipidae. Gene Ontology annotation, cellular component: cytosol; plasma membrane. The coding region runs from base 300 to 1112 and encodes 270 amino acids.